Molecule: messenger RNA, 3017 nt
Organism: Moneuplotes crassus
Lineage: Eukaryota; Ciliophora; Spirotrichea; Euplotida; Euplotidae
Source: the annotation of a GenBank genome assembly
AUUAAAUAAGAUUUUGAAUAAUACUUCAGAUAGCAAUGGAUACUGAUACUAAAAACAAUCGUGACGAUUUCCCCUUGAAUGAGGAAUCAAAAUCUUCUAUAACAUUUAAAAAACUCAUCUAUGACAUGUUGGUCACUCAUGAUAAUGAAGAGCUAAAGAGAGAAUACUUAGAACUCAAGCCAAAAAGAAGCAAUCCUCAAAACAAAAAAUUAAAAAACGUAUCUAGUAGAUAUGCACAAAACCUGAACCAUAAGAAUAUAUCAGCUCAACCGAGAAAUAGAUUCAUAAAUAAAACAUUCGACAGGAGAAGAAAAAACGAGGUUGAAAUAAAUGAUAGGAAAUAAAAGGUUCCUAGAUACCCUCAAAGAAUCGCCUAAAAAGAAACCUAAGAUACAAAACAACACCCUCAGAAUCAACCCUAUCCAGCCCAUAUCCGCCUCAAACACCCAUAAAACAUCCAUUCUUACCCCAAAACCCCUCCAUCCAAAUCCACCCAACCAGCCACCCUCCAAAAAACCUCUCCAGCCAAACCCCCCUAAAAAGCCCUUUCACUCUAAAAAUCCCACUCAGCUUACCCAAGACCCUAAGAACAUAAGCACAGAAGUUCUUCAGACUGAGCCAAAAGGUGCGAACAAGCUGGAAGGUGUGCUUAUAGGAAGACCUGAGGGUGUAGAAGGGCAGCAUGAGAGGGAGGAAGAGAUGGAUGUAAGGAAUGAAGUAGUGGAGGAGAGGGUUAAGGGAGUGAGAGAGGAAGGGAGGAAGGAAAGAGAGGGAGUGGAGAGUUGUAGAGAGAAGGCUAUGGGGGUUGGAGAUGAGGAUUGAGGGGGAGAAAGGAUUCAUGGAGAAAGACAGGUACUGGAGGAGUGUAAAGUUAAGACAUUGAUGGAAAGCUCUCAAGAGCCUAAUGCUCUUCCAGAACAGCCUACUCCAACUAAAGAGGAUGCUUCUAAGCCAGUUUGUCUUGCUUCUCCUUCUGUUCAGGAAGGCUUGCCUCCUGACCAAGAUUACGCUCUGCCAGAAGAUUCUUCUGCAGGACCAACUCCUUGCAAAGGAGUUGAAGAGGAAGAAGAUAUUGAAGUCAUACUAGACAGAUUCAUUGACCCGGUGCAGACCAGCGAGGAAAGUCAUGAAGUCGAUGGAAUUAGGUUAGCCACAGUGAAGAGCAAGAUAUUGAAGGUUCUUCUCGGAAUACUCAGCGUACUAGACAAAGGAGAUGAUCUAGAAGAGUUCUUUCAGAUGAAAGGCCCCACUAACGAGAAGCUUGCUUGCCAGAAAUUUAGUGCCUUGAUGAUAAAUGAAAUGUACGAUCUGUACUGAAAUUUACAGUACUUGCACUUCCCUGAUCGAGUCAGUGUAUGAUUACUGAGGAAAGUGUUUCAGACAAGAGAGUAUCUGAAGUAUCAAGUUGUUAGAGAGAAGUUCAAUGUCAAAAUAGAGUUGAUUCCUUAUAAAGUUCAUGUGGUUAGCUACUUAACUUCUAAUGUCAGCGAAAAUCCUAUCAAUCCAGGGCAUAUUUAUGACUUAGGGAAAUAUCUCUAUGAAAAAUACAUCUCAGAUAGGGUUAAAAUUAUUGAAAAAUUACGUGAGACUUCACACUUUUUGUUCUGUGAUCAGCUGUACUUCUUACCCUUAAAAUAUCAUCCAAUCCAUGAGGAUGAAGAAGAAAUCAAGAACACCCAAAUUGACUUAGCCAGAGAGGACUGUGCUAAAAUUCUGGACUUCUUCAAAAUAAUCUGCACUCAACUAGUAGACUCAGGGUUCCCAAAAAUAUUUGAGAAACACUUCACUUCAGAAUGGCUUGAUGACCAGAACCCAGAAGAUUUCAUCAAACUUGAGUCUAAAAAGAUUGAUCAAGAAUGGGAAGACAAGAUUUUAGAAAAUAAAUUAGAAAGAAUCUAUGAAAAUGACGAAAAAGCUACUGAAGACCUUGAUAAGCAAGUCAAGAAAUUUUUGGCACAAGAAAAAAAUCAAAAUUUUAAAUUGGAUCUAGAGGUACCUCAAGAUUCGAAGCAACUUAUCGAAGAUUCUGAUGAAGAAAAAGUUGAUGAAGCUCAAAAAGAUCAAAAGGUUGAAAGCAACAAAGAAGAUAAGGAGCAAGAGGAGGCUAAACCCUGAAUAGAUGUAAACAAACAAGAGAAAGAUAGUUCAAAAGACGUAACAGAUACUUCUCAAGAAGAAACCAAAGGAGUUAUACAACAGGAUGCUGAGAAGAACGACUUAACAGAAAAGGCAUCUGUGGACGAUGAUAACACUAUAAAAAUUGUAGAAAUUGAACUAGAUCCUCCUCUUAGCAUUCUUGAAACAAUGAACUUGACUUUCCUAUAUGAGCCUUUGAAGUACAUCUUCAAUUGAGAUCCAUUCUGAGGAAUCAAGGAACUUAACUUAAGAGGCUGAAUUUCUAUGUCAAAGACGUGCUUGAUGUACAUAAUUAAAUCAUGAAAAUCAGUGAAAGAUCUAAACAUCUCCUUCAUUCCAAGCGUGGACGAUGAUGUGGUUAUAGAGAUUUCUAAAAACUUUAAAGAUACCCUUGAAGUAAUGCAAGUUAGAUAUUGUCACAAGGUAACAAUAGAAGGUAUCAUAGCAUUCUGUGAAAAUAUCUCUGGGUAUACCAGAGUUUUAGAGGAACAUCAGAAGGAAGGUAAGGACACCAAGAGGCUAGCUUACCACUUCCCUACUGAGAGCAAACUUGAGAGGCUAAAUCUUGCAGAUAACAAGCAGUUAAGAAAUGAAAUAUGUAAACCGAUAGCUAACUUCUUGUUUCCUAUCUUAGGAGAACUUAAUAUAUGGGGAAAUCACUAUAUUAACGAUAAAGGAUUCCUUGACUUGUGUAUCACUAGAUCUGAGAACUUCCAAAGGAUUAACUAUUGAGGCUGCUACAAGGUGAGUGAUGACUCAAGGCUGUGGCUGACUAACCAAUUCCCCAGAAUGGUUAUUUACAACAAAGUUGACGAGUUCGGAGCCCCUUUUUACAGAUAAUUUCUCUCAGUUGUGUAAAUUUUAGUUAUUGUUUCAAUAUA